Messenger RNA from Rhizophagus irregularis DAOM 181602=DAOM 197198, 280 nucleotides. NCBI's taxonomy places the organism in Eukaryota, Fungi, Glomeromycota, Glomeromycetes, Glomerales, Glomeraceae. The record is from RefSeq and is a predicted model, not a curated record.
CGAGAAUAUAUUAGAAAUUGUUUAAUAAACUACUUUAUAUGCAUGUUCGGGUGUGUGUUGUGUGAAGAAUUUCUGUGCACAUAAUGUAUACAAUAAUUAAUCUUAUCAUUAACCGGAGCUUAAAACUUCGGAGAAAGUUACCCUGCACUCACAAAAGAAAUUAUCGAAUUCUAGAUGUAACUAUUCAUUUGGCUAUAUCCGAGAAAUACAAUGAAACGUUGUAUGAAAUAUUAAGAAUUGAUCGACUCCAAAACAAUUUAACUUUCCAUUAAAUAUCGAC